Molecule: messenger RNA, 489 nt
Organism: Camelina sativa (false flax)
Lineage: Eukaryota; Viridiplantae; Streptophyta; Magnoliopsida; Brassicales; Brassicaceae
Source: RefSeq, a predicted model, not a curated record
AUGGAUAUGCAUAUUUCUCUCCUUGUCUUCAAGUCUUCUGUAUGUGCUGAUGGCAUUUUCCUAUCCCAAAGGAAAUAUGUGAUUGAUCUUUUGAAUGAGACAUGUUUUAUGGAGGCUAAGCCAGCUAAGAGUACUCCCCUAGAAGAUGGCUACAAGGUAAGCCAACAAAUGAAGGUUCCUACCAAGUAUCACUUGACCAUGGUGGAGAGAAUCCUUAGAUACCUCAGGGGGAGCUUGGAUCGUGGCGUAUGGAUGGGCAAGAAUGCAAGCAUAGAGAUUGUUGGAUACUGCGAUGCAGACUGGGCCGGAGAUAGGGUGGACAGACGAUCCACAACCAACUAUUGCACCUUCAUAGGAGGUAACAUGGUCAAUUGGAAAACCAAGAAGCAAAAAGUGGUGGCAUGCUCAACCGCUGAAGCUGAAUACCGAGCAAUGAGAAAGCUCACGAAUGAGCUUCCUUGGUUGAAGGGACUCCUUGCUGAAUUUUAA